Trypanosoma cruzi is the source of this 926-nucleotide messenger RNA. RefSeq lists its product as uncharacterized. The transcript has a single exon. The annotation marks the transcript as partial. Lineage: Eukaryota; Euglenozoa; Kinetoplastea; Trypanosomatida; Trypanosomatidae. The record is from RefSeq and is a predicted model, not a curated record.
CAAUGGUGGCUGCUGGAUGGUUGUUGCGCGUGGGCGGCUUUUGGCUACCGGCUACGGUGGCGAAUGGCUUUUUCCUGCUGUUGAUGAAUCUGCGUCGGUCCCGCGUAGUGUGGGUAACGUUGUGGCUGUGGGCGCCCUUGGUUGUUGCCGUGUUUGCGGCACUUCCGGCGCAGACAGCCGCUGGUUGUAUCGCUAUUCAUGUUGUGCUUAUUUUAUGCCACUUAAUUUUUUUUGGGGCCGUUGCGGUGUUCCGUCCACUCAUCUCGCCGCUGGAUAACGGCUACUAUCUCCUUGUGGUGCUUGUGAGCGUGUGGCUUCUCGCUGCCGACACCGAACUCCUCCUGCAUCCCGACAAUGAACCUGCUCUGUUUGCCGCUUGCACCGCUGCCAUUGUUGCUAUCGCCGCGUUCUUUCUGUACAUCGUCCUGAAGACGCUGCAGGUGAUUGCGUUUGCCAGAAGGAAAUGGGCGGGUGCGGAUGUACGGGGUGCCGCAGGGACGCGUUAUAGAGAGCCGAAUCAAACCGCACUGUUUAAUUUGUCCAAAGGGGGGCAGAAGCAACCGGAAAUGUCGCCAUCCUCAUCUUCCACGGCGUCACCUGCUGCCGGACCUCCGUUGGUGGUACCGCAUGUGCAGAAUUUGGUAGAGCGUACCGUGGGUGGCGACCCGCACGACCGCAUUCUUCCCGGCCAACAGCUUUCAACAGUUUUGUUGAAUGAGUUGACGACAGACAACGCGGUUGUCGCUCUUGAGUUCGCCCGACCGGUCGUUCCACUGCGUGAUACUCGUACGGGUGGUGCGAUGCAACGUACGGCGUUCCCUCGAUGGUCAUCGUUUGGCUCCCUAUCGUUAGACUCGUUGGAGUCGAUUGACCUCGACGUUUGGAGCGUCGGCGGCGGGAGAGGCGGGGGAGGAGGACCCGUUUAA